Closterium sp. NIES-65 is the source of this 1116-nucleotide messenger RNA. The record is from the annotation of a GenBank genome assembly. NCBI's taxonomy places the organism in Eukaryota, Viridiplantae, Streptophyta, Zygnematophyceae, Desmidiales, Closteriaceae.
AUGGCUACCCCUAGUGUCCUUACCUUUGAUGCUGAGGGUCGUGCUGUUGACUUUGAGGUCUGGGUCGAUGACCUCCAGCUCUUCCUACAGUGCGAUAGGGAAGACGGACUCUCCCUGUUUGAUCUCACCUCUGGUGCCUCUCUUGCCCCGCCUGCUACUGCUGAAAGCACUGUUCGCUCACAGUGGGCCACACGCGAUGCUGCUGUCCGUCUUGCUGUGCGUCGCCACUUACCGACCGCUGAGCGUGCGCACUUUAGUCAGUACAAGAGUGCUAGGACCUUGUACGACACUGUAGUUGCACGCUACUCUUCCCCUACCACUGCUGCUCUUAUCCGCCUCAUGCUGCCGUACGUGUUCCCUGACCUUGCUGCCUUUCCCACAGUCGCUGACCUCAUUACGCACCUUCGCACUAGUGACACUCGCUACCGCGCUGCGCUUCCUGCUGAGUUUUGUGCCAAGAACCCUCCCCCCAUGUACAUCACCCUCUACUACAUAGUCACCCGGCUCCCUGACUCCCUUCGCUUAGUCAGGGACCACUUCCUCUCAGUUUGCCCCACCACACUCAUCGUUGACCUCCUCGAGGAGCGCCUCCUGGCAGCAGAGAAGAGCAUAGUCGCUAUAGGAACCUCUCGUGGUGACCCUCGUACCCCCGUCUUUGAGGAGUGUUCCCCCUCCCCCCUCUUGCCCUCUGUUGCUUCUACUGCUGCAGCCGACCUCGUUGGCUUCGAGUUGGUCGGCGCUGCGUCUGCCCCUAGCGGGAGACGCCGCAUCGGCAAGGGCAAGGGGGGCAAAGGCGCUAGAGGGGCUGGCGGGGGUGGUGGAGGUGGCGGUGGAGAAGGUGGAGGGGGUGGGGAUGGUGGUGGGAGUGGUGGCGGGGGUGGAGGUGUCGGUGGCAACAGUGGAGGCGGAGGAGGCGGCGGCAGUGGCGGUGGGAGCGGAGGCGGCGGAGGUGGCGGCGGCGGCGGCAGUGGAGCUGGUCGCGGCUUUGCACAGAGGAGUAGCUCCGGUGGUGGUCCGCGCCAGCAGCAGCAGCGCACUCGUGAGACCCCAUCCCCCCAGCAGCUUCGUGAGUGUGCGGGGGCUCGCACUCCACCCAGCGCUGCUUCGGCCGCUUGA